UAGUAAUAUUCAAACUGGUUAAUAUAUUAUAUUCUUCAGCGGCAUACGAUCCGCGCGUUACAUUUUGUGUGCGCCAAGAUUAAAUAACUUAUGCUCUACGAGACUAGCCGCAGUGUUCCUACGAUAGCGACCACACGUGCAUCGCAAUGAUAUAGUUUAAGACAAUUAUUACAUCAAACUGUUUAAUAUAAUAUAGCGAUAUUUAUAUUGUACAAACGUUUCAAACUACUUUUAGAUUGGACAUCAAAUAUUAGUGUACUGUUCUAUUGUUUUAAUUACCAGCUACUCGAUAAAACGCUGUUCAAUUGAUCGAGCAAUAUUGGAAUAUUAUCACGAACGGUCUUAUCAACAUUUUUCCGAAGACUGUAUUCCAUGAGACUUAAAACAUCAACGUUCAAAACAUGUUGCGUCUAUCAGUAUAAAAUAUAUUACAUACUUAUAUAAUAUAUAUGAGAAGAUCAAUAUGGAUAGAAAGAAGUUCAGAGAAAAUGAUAGACUUAUCGGAACAACCAAGGAGGAGGAGGCAAAGUCUGGUCACCGACAACUGUUGGCGUGCUUUCUAGCCUCGUUGAUGUCGCUGUCGGCGGGCACAGUCAUCGCGGGAUGGUCUCCGACCGAAGGAAAUUCCAAAGAGGAAGAUUUGAAGAUGUGGUCUACCGAACAGGAAUCGUGGAUCAUAUCGAUUUACGUGGUCGGCGCACUGAUUGGAGCAUUACCUGCCGGCUUUUUGGGUCAAAAGUAUGGUCGCAAGACACUACUGCUCUGGCUGGCCGCCCCCAUGAUUGCCGGAUGGAUAUUAUGUCUGUUGCGGUUGGAGAGCUUGUUCCUGGAGUGCUUGGGACGGUUCGUCUGUGGGAUAUCGGUGGGCGCGACCACCGUGGCCGUGCCGCUUUACGCCCGGGAAGUGUCGUCGGACGUGUUGCGUGGCCGCACAGGGGUGUUUCUGGACUUUAUGCUGUGUGUCGGCAUACUGUACGCUUACGUGGCCAGGACGGUGUUGGACGGAGUGCGACAGUUCUGUCUGGCGUGUGCCGUCGUGCCGGUAACGUUUGUCGUGCUGUUCGCGUACGUGCCCGAGUCGCCUGUCCACCUGUACAGUGUCGGCCAGUAUGAACAAGCGGCAUCGGCGCUGAGAUGGUUAAGGGGUAGGUGGUUCAACGUUAAAAAAGAAUUCGAUCAAAUAGAGACAUCCAAAUGCCUCGACGAUGAGUUAUUUGACCGUGUUAGAAAGAUGAGUGACUUAAACAAGAAAUUCUUGGCGAAGGUGACGAUAAUUUCUUUCGGCCUGGUGCUCGUACAGCGAAUGUCCGGCGCUGGGGGUGUGAUCCAAUACUCGUCCACAUUAUUCAAAAUGUCCGGAUCCACCAUCGAGCCUAACACAGCGUGCAUCAUAGUCGGCACAUUCCAACUGGUCGCUUCCGGGGUAUCGUUCUUGUUGGUCGACAAGGUCGGACGGAGGACUCUGCUGUUGACCUCGUCCGCGGUGAUUACCACAUGUCUCAGCCUCUUGGUUGUUUACUUCAGUCUUAUAGAAAAAGAAACCCAAAUAGAAUCACCAUGGAGGAUAUCCCUGCUGUUCAUCCUGUGUGUGUUCAUAUCCGCCUUCCGGUUGGGCCUGGGACCAAUUCCAUGGUUCAUAAGCACCGAACUGUCGCCGGCCUCGUACGGCAGCCGCAUACAGUCCAUGGCCGCGUGCUUUUCCUGGUCCCUGUCGUUCGUCAUCAUGAAAACGUUUAAGAUCUUCGUCGAGGCGAACCCCGUGUUGUUGUGGUUUACGUUCGCUGCGAUCUCGGCCGCCGGGUUCCUGUUCGUGUUAUUCUACGUGCCCGAGACCAACAACAAGAGCCGCGAACAGAUCCACAUCGAACUGAUCGGUUAGGUCGACCUAACCUAACCUAACCUGUAGUGUUGACCACAUCCGGCGUCGGACUAUAUGUUAUACAUUUCGCAUCGCGUGCCACCACUACGAAAGCGUGAUCUCUAUGACAGCACAGCGAUCUGAAACCGUUAGGGUCGGACUCAUGGUAAACCCGGGUAGCAAACAUAUUCUCACGAUCUUCGGCGUAACUGUAUAGUGGUGAGCUUGCAGGAUGGACGUGCCCCGAUGAAAAAUCGUUCCUCAAUGACCUGAACCGUUGUUCGGGAAUAUAUAUUAUAUUAUAGGUACUUACCGUAUCCUGCAGGCUGCAACCUUUAAUGUUCUUGAUCAAAGUAUGACUAGUGGAAGUCUAUGUGCUGUAAGAGGAUAUGCUUAUAUAGUAAUUAGGUAUAUUAAUAUUUUGUAUCGAAUGGGCUGAGAUAUGUGCUUUUUACCAUUUUUAUGUUUUAACGGUCCCGGACCACACCGUUCACUCUGUAUAUUAAGCAUAAAAUUAUUAUUAAAAAUUAUUUAUUUAGUGCACUCUAUAUAUUUAUGAUUUAUGUAUACGUGCGUUUUAAUAUGAUAGUCUAUUUUAAUAAGUAAUUAUAAUUUUCACGGGAUUGUGAAAUUCAAAACAAUGUUAUCGUUAUCAAGAAUAAGUAUUAAUCUUAAAAAAUAUUGUGAUAAAAUAUAGACUUAUUUACAAAUAUUAAAUUAUAUUUUGUUUUUGUGAUUCAAAACCGCAACUGACCGCGAAAAUGAUUAGCCUCUGUAUAAUAAUAAAUUGUAUGGCAUAAUUAUAAUAUUUAUACAUACCAACUAUAAUCUAUAUAUAGCUAUUUAUACUUGUAAAAAUGAUCAAUACGAUGACUAUGAUGCACAUAGUUCUAAUAACUAAUAAAUUCUUAUAUAAAUA
Molecule: messenger RNA, 2777 nt
Organism: Acyrthosiphon pisum (pea aphid)
Lineage: Eukaryota; Metazoa; Arthropoda; Insecta; Hemiptera; Aphididae
Product: facilitated trehalose transporter Tret1
Exons: 7
Coding region: 464-1879 (471 amino acids)
Biological process (GO): transmembrane transport
Cellular component (GO): membrane
Molecular function (GO): transmembrane transporter activity
Source: RefSeq, a predicted model, not a curated record